Gastrolobium bilobum is the source of this 2003-nucleotide messenger RNA. Its product is annotated as regulator of G-protein signaling 1. The transcript has 11 exons. The record is from RefSeq and is a predicted model, not a curated record. Lineage: Eukaryota; Viridiplantae; Streptophyta; Magnoliopsida; Fabales; Fabaceae. Bases 149 to 1540 code for a protein of 463 amino acids.
UCUGAAGCAGGCAAUGUGUCAAACACCACGUGGAAGUGAAGGACUAUGUUGACUCGGAAAAAACGAGGAACAAAACAGUGUCAGCUUCGAUUCAAUGUAACUGUGCGAAAAACACUGAACACCGAAUUUGUAUUCAGAUGAAAACAGAAUGGCGAGCUGUGCCGUGGAAGGAGGGUGCCCCAGCGACUACGUUGCCAUUGCUAUAUCCAUCGUCUCCUUCGUUGUGCUUCUCUUAUGGUCAAUAUUUCCCUUCCUAGUUCACAAGGUUCCUCGUACCACAGGCAGUGGCUUCUGGAUACCAGUAAUUCAAGUUGUUGCCAGCUUCAACCUCCUUCUAUCACUUGUGAUGUCAUUUAAUAUCUUGAAAUUUGAAGAGAGGCAUUGGUGGCGGUCAUGCUAUGCGUGGGCAGUCUGGGGUGAAGGUCCACUAGGAUUUGGUUUGCUAUUGAGCUGUCGCAUAAUACAAGCCUCCCAAUUAUAUUUUAUCUUUGUCAAGAGGCGUUUACCUCUGAUCAGAUCAUAUUUUUUUCUUCCACUUAUUCUUCUUCCCUGGAUUGCUGGUGCUGCUGUUAUCCAGUUGAAGAAGGCUCUAAGCAAUCGCUGUCACAUGGGGGUUCAGUGGACCAUCCCAUUUGUAUGCCUUCAUACACUGUAUGUUGCCACUUUGGUUGGGGUUACAGCUGCUGUUCAUCAUAUAGAGUUCAGGUUUGAUGAACUCAGAGACCUUUGGCGAGGAAUACUUGUAUCAGCUGUGUCCAUCGUUGUGUGGGUUACUGCUUACAUACUGAAUGAAAUUCAUGACAAUAUCUCAUGGCUUCAAGUUGCCUCCAGAUUUCUGCUUUUAGUUUUGGCCAGCAUACUUGUACUGGCUUUCUUUUCAAUAUCAAGUUCACAACCACUGCUCUCGCAAAUCAGCUUGAGGAGAAGGGAGUCCAGAGAAUUUCGCACAAUGGGCCAGGCUCUAGGCAUACCUGAUAGUGGGGUAUUAGCACAAAGUGAACCAAUUUCAAGGGUAGAUCCGUCUGAACCAUUGGAUAAGCUUCUAUUGAACAAGAGAUUCAGGCAGUCUUUUAUGGCAUUUGCUGAUAGUUGCUUGGCUGGGGAGAGUGUGCACUUUUUUGAUGAAGUGCAUGAGCAUAGUAAAAUACCUGAAGAUGAUUGUGUGAGAAGGAUCUAUAUGGCACGGCAUAUUAUUGAGAAGUACAUAGUUGCAGGUGCAGCUAUGGAGGUGAACAUCUCUCAUAGAAGCAGACAAGAAAUUUUGUCAACUUCCAAUCUCGCACGCCCUGAUCUCUUCCAUAAUGCACUUAAUGAGAUUAUGCAGCUGAUGAAAACAAACUUGGCAAAAGAUUUUUGGUCAUCAUUGUUCUUCCUUAAGUUCCGGGAAGAAUCCAAUAUGAGAUCUAAUGGCUACGAGCUGGAGGAAAUGACAGGAUGGAACUUUUCUCCAAGGUUGAGUUCUGUGCAUGGUACAGAUGAUCCCUUUCACCAGGACCAUCUUCUGAAGAGCUCAAGCUGUUGCAACGACACUGACUCAUGACUUGGUAAGGCUGCGUAUAUCUUGGUCCUUCCCUAUACUCUGCACCUAACGGAAGCUUUAUAACACCAGACUGCCCUUAAUAUUAGAUUGGUGUUGCCUUUGCAAACCGGUUUUACUUUUGUCCUGUUUUCCUACAACAUAAAUGGUUAAUGUGUGAAGGUUGCAGGUUCGAUUCAUAUAAGGUAACACUGUCUACUAUAGACCCUUCCCAGUUCCCACGACUCUGGGCAGUGUGAGUUUUGUAGCACCGGAUUGCCUUAGUACAUAUAUGGUUAGUGCCCACAGAAGAUGAAUACCAAAGGAGAGUUGAGAGGUGUAAGGAAGAAGUAACUGUAUUUUUGUUUUCAUUGUUCUUACUUUUAGUCAAUAGUCAACAUCUGUACAGUUAGGCUAGGACCAUGGUUCAACUGAAUAGCUUCCUCAGUUAAGCGUACAAGAAAUUAAAAUGUUGUAUCAUUGAAUG